CUAGAUUUGUUUGUUGUGCUUGUUAUCUUUGUUUAUGUGUGCACGCCGUAAUUGCACAAUUAUUUGUGCUUGCAGCCGGCAAACGGUGUAACGGUAUCCUCCGCGUUUGAAUGGCCAAUGGCGCGAAUGGCCAAAACACCUGUAAAAGCCCGUGCCCUGAAACUUGUGUGGCGGCGGUGCUCGCCAGUUGACCGCCGCCCAUCGCAGCGGCUCCACAUUGCACAUUCCCGAAAUUAUGAGCAGCAUUACGUAAAUAUUGCACGGUCAGCAAACGUUUAAAUAUAGACGCCGUCGACGCAAUGUAACGCACUUGCAGUUGCCAGAGGACAGAGGACAACCGAGAGUAUUAUUGAAGCUUUCCAAAUCGAUGUAGGAUAGCCCAGAUUAUGGCUUCCUUGCGCGUAGUUAAUAGAAACAGAUUAGUGUGUCGCGGCUUUGUGGCUUUGACGCUGCUGCUGGUCUUCUUCAACGAGUUCAUCGUGUACUACCUGGCCCAGUCCAGUUGGCAGCGAAUCGAUUGCAAACUGGACAACUGCACACGCCUGCUGCUCAUUGCGGAUCCGCAGAUCCUGGGCAACUCCUACGAUCGCUCCUCGCACAGUCCGCUGGCCAGGUACGAUUCGGAUAGAUACCUGGCAAAGACCUUUGAGCGCGCUCUUCACUUUACGCAGCCGCACAUCAUCGUUUUCCUGGGCGAUCUGCUGGAUGAGGGCAACAUAGCCACCGCCCAGGAGUACAAGCAGUAUGUGCAGCGCUUCAAACGCAUCUACCAGAACAAGAACUUUAGAAAGCGCGUUCAUGUGCCGGGCGACAAUGAUAUUGGCGGAGAGAACGGCGACUACAUAUCCAACUCGAACCAGAGGCGCUUCGAGAACGAAUUCAUGAGUGAGGACCUCUUCGACUAUGACAAUCGCUUGCGCUUUUUUAAAAUCAACCGCAUGCUCCUGGACUUUAACAAUCCGGAUAGAGAUCACAAUCAGGAUCGCCUGAGGAUUGGUGUCUCGCAUGCCCCGCUGCUCAUUGGUGGCGGGCCCUUGCUGAGGGCCAUCAUCAGCGACUUGGAUCCACAUAUCAUUUUCUCAGGCCACUGGCACGAAUCGAGAAUCUUUAUUUAUCCCUCCACCAAGGUGAUCAACUUUUACGAGAACUCUGUGCGCCACUUUGAUUUGAAGGCUCUGAAGGAAGAGGAGCACAGCUAUCUGGAGAUCAUGGUGCCCACAUGCUCUUAUCGCAUGGGAAAGUCCAAGAUUGGCAUGGGUUAUGCGGUGUUGGAAAACUACAACCUAAGCUACACGGUUUUGUGGCAGCCGAAUCGGUUUAUCCUGCUCUUCACCUAUAUCUUUUGGGGCCUCUUUGUGGUCUGCGGUGCCGUAGUCUUCAAAAUGAUGACCCGCUGUCCCUUUCGCGUGGCCAAACGUCAGACGUUGUACAAUCGCGUCUCGACCAUACCUCAAUUUUAGACUGGAGAGUCUACUCCUCACGACAAUAAGCCCAAGAUUCUCAAAAUUUGCUCGAAUAAAUAUAACACACACCCCAGGAGAUUGAUUGAAUUGUAUUUAUAGCCAAGUAGCAUAUAUGCAUAUAUAUUAAAUUAGUUACUUUUUUAGUAGCCUUAAAAAAUGUACUGUAAAAAUUAACUAGACCAAAUUGCUGAUUUUAUGUGUUUAGAUUUGAUAACAAAUGUAACCCAUGUCCUCCAAUUAAACGCUGUUUGUAUUUCGGUAACUUGAAUAUGUAUUCUUUUUAGUCUGUAUUACUUUUUUAAGUCCAACAUAUAUGUAUUUAUUAUAAAAACACAUUUAAAUUAAACAUAAA
Messenger RNA from Drosophila kikkawai, 1815 nucleotides. RefSeq names its product metallophosphoesterase 1 homolog. NCBI's taxonomy places the organism in Eukaryota, Metazoa, Arthropoda, Insecta, Diptera, Drosophilidae. Gene Ontology annotation, molecular function: hydrolase activity. Gene Ontology annotation, biological process: GPI anchor biosynthetic process. The record is from RefSeq and is a predicted model, not a curated record. Gene Ontology annotation, cellular component: endoplasmic reticulum.